AUGGAAGUCGAGGCUCGGUUGGGCUACUGGCUACUGGUCUUAGGCAAAGCCAUCAAUCUCCAAAAGUUUUCGCCGGACAGGCAUUUGCUGUCAUAUGCUCGAUACAAAUGUGCCCGGUGUCUAUCUGUCUGCCUAAUUUUGGAUUUCAUAACGACCAAUUUGCCGCCGCCGCCGCCCCUUUGGACAGCCAUCCUGCUCGCUUUGAUCUGCCUGGGGACACGCCCCCCGCCCAUCGAUGCGGUUCGGGGCGGUGCACCUGUCGUGGUCGCCGAUGACGAUGACGAAACCAGGGAGUACGCCCCGCAAUAUGAGCAUCCGGGCUAUGCCUUCAGCUAUGGGGUCAAGGAUCUGCACACUGGGGAUGUGAAGUCGCAGUGGGAGUCCCGCGACGAAGACGGAGUCAAGGGCCACUACAGCAUACUGGAGCCAGACGGCUCCAUACGAACGGUUCACUAUACGGCCGAUGCCAAGAAGGGAUUCAAUGCGAUUGUCAAGACAGUGGGCGCCAAUUCGCAUCCCAUCACAGAGACCCCGGAGGGCAGUAACCAUGUCAACGACGACACCUCGCAGUCGAAGAUCAACCAUUACAGCAAGGACCAGGAGCACAUUGUCCUUAGUUCCGACAUCAAGCCGCUAAAGAGGCCUAUUGAGGACUUGACCCACUCGCAUCCGAAGAUCCCCAGCCUGAUUGAGAUCAAGCCGCACGCCAGGAUCAAGCAGGUGCCCAUGGACAUGGAUCCGGGCAUCAGGGACCGAUUGCAGCAGGCCAGGGAUACGUAUUAUAAGCAAAUAGCCGCUGCCCAUAAAUUGGAUGACUAUUCGCAGAAGCUGCAGCCCACCUAUGCGGUGCAAGAGGGCGAUUGGAAGGCAGUGAUUGUGAACGAACCCAAGGAGUAUCGGCCUUAUUACACCACAGCAUCCCCGGCCCACUCCCACCACGGCUACUACGAGCACUAUAAGCCCAAGGAGCUGCCCCACAACUACAUCCACAAGCCCUCGACUGCGCAGCAAUCGCUUCACACCAGCUUCUCCCCCUCAAAGCCCAGAGUUAGUAUCCCCGAAGGCCUGUCCAAUCACAUUCACCAGAAGAAGGUGGUUCACACGACGCCCGGUCUGAAGCACUACAAGUACAAGGGGGUCUCCAAGUCCUAUUCCCGACCCGAUUACUCAAGCUACUUCCACCGUAAGCCCAAGAAGCUGCGUCCCCUGCACCCCAAGCAAAAGCCACGCGCCCAGAGACCCGAAAAGUCCGGUCCUGUUCUCUUUCCAAAGAUCCUAGAGGAGGAAUUCGAGGACUUCGAGGAGGAUGAACAGGGGGCGGCGUCGGCCACUCUGGUGCAGAAUAUGGUGCGCAAGGACAAGAAGCACAUGGUUCCCAUGUACGCGGGUGGGCACGGCUUCGAUUCGGGAAGUUACCGCACCUUGGAAGGUGCCUAG
Messenger RNA from Drosophila takahashii, 1437 nucleotides. Lineage: Eukaryota; Metazoa; Arthropoda; Insecta; Diptera; Drosophilidae. The record is from RefSeq and is a predicted model, not a curated record.